This is a messenger RNA of Cryptotermes secundus, 1596 nucleotides long. It is a transcript of the gene Bug22, whose product is annotated as cilia- and flagella-associated protein 20. Gene Ontology annotation, biological process: positive regulation of cell motility; regulation of cilium beat frequency involved in ciliary motility; cilium assembly. The coding region runs from base 418 to 999 and encodes 193 amino acids. Gene Ontology annotation, cellular component: ciliary basal body; motile cilium. The transcript has 2 exons. The record is from RefSeq and is a predicted model, not a curated record. NCBI's taxonomy places the organism in Eukaryota, Metazoa, Arthropoda, Insecta, Blattodea, Kalotermitidae.
UCGGAGACUUCGGAGAUUGUGAACUUUCGAAGUCUGAAUUCCAUUUUUUUUUUUUUAUAAUUUCUAUUCUUAUUGUUAUGUUGUACAUUUUGAGACUGCAUAAUUCUGUACUUUCUUAGUUGGAGAAACUACAAAUCAGUUUAUUUUGAUGAGGCAUGAAAACACAUAUUCAUGUAAAAUUGGUGGCCGAGUUCUUUCGGUGGUGUACCUACGCUUUUGAUUGUCACUUUUGUAAGUUCUUUAAGCUCAUGAAAGAUGUCUGAUGGAAGUUGCACAUUUCCAAGUUCAAAUUUUGAUAUACAGUGUGGUAAACUUUGUACCGAAGCGGAUACACUUCAUAACGGAACGUUAGUGACCCUGUCCGAAAGUUAACAAAGGAGGGUUGUGUGUUAUACUGUAAACAACAGCCGUCGUGUCAUGUUUAAAAACACAUUUCAGAGUGGAUUUUUGUCAAUUUUGUACAGCAUUGGAAGCAAGCCCUUGCAAAUAUGGGAUAAGAAAGUGAGAAAUGGACAUAUAAAAAGAAUAACUGAUAAUGAUAUCCAGUCUUUAGUGCUGGAAAUUGUUGGAACCAAUGUUAGCACAACUUACAUAACCUGUCCAGCUGAUCCAAAGAAAACUCUUGGUAUAAAGCUUCCAUUUUUGGUUAUGAUCAUUAAGAAUCUGAAGAAGUACUUUACAUUUGAAGUGCAGAUUUUAGAUGACAAGAAUGUCCGCAGACGCUUCAGGGCAAGUAAUUACCAAUCCACAACACGGGUAAAACCAUUCAUUUGUACAAUGCCAAUGAGACUGGAUGAUGGAUGGAACCAAAUUCAGUUCAACUUGGCAGAUUUUACUCGCCGUGCCUAUGGUACCAAUUACAUAGAAACACUUCGAGUGCAAAUCCAUGCAAACUGCCGUAUCAGACGAGUGUACUUUUCAGAUCGACUCUAUUCUGAAGAUGAAUUGCCAGCAGAAUUCAAACUUUUCCUUCCAAUUCAGAAUAAAGCAAAAACUUAAAGAAUCACUCACAGGCUUUGCAGGACAUUAUGAAAUUAACACUGCAUAUGUAAUCUGUGAAGGCUUGAGUGUGGCCUGGACUGUGGAAAAUACAAGACAAAUAAUGUCAGGCAUCUUAAAAUAUUGAUGUUAUAUAAUUAUGAAAUGUAUUUUCAAAUUAAAUGUGAUUAAAUAUUUAUCUCAUGCAUUGUGAUUGUACUGGCUACAUUCUUUCACACGAGUUCAUUUCUGUUAUGAACAUGACACCUGGAAGGAAAGAAAUGGCAGCAUUUGGAGAUGUCAGAAGUGUCUUAAAUGUGACAGAGUGAGGUGACUUAACAUAAUCUCUGCUUCUGACAUGUCUGAUGAUGUCUGCAUCAGUAGUUUAUUUUUAGUUCCAGACUGAUUUGAUCUGGUUUUUUAAUAAUUAUUUUUAUACCAUGUAUCAUUUAAGAUUGCAGUAGUGUAUAAUUUUUGUGAUUUUAACCACGUUAUUAAUCUGCUUUGUAAGCUAAUGCUUGCAAGUAUUAAGUAGGUCACAGUGUUUGUGUUAGCUUUAUAGUCUGUAACUUAAAUCUGAAUUUGGUGACAGCAAAUAAAUUACAGUAGAUUGGUUGA